GCCGGCCGGCCCCGUCCGCGGCGCCCGAGCCGGACAGCUGCCCGGUGUGCGUGUGGCGGCAGCACAGCCGCGAGCUGCGCCUGGAGAGCAUCAAGUCGCAGAUCCUGAGCAAACUGCGGCUCAAGGAGGCCCCCAACAUCAGCCGCGAGGUGGUGAAGCAGCUGCUGCCCAAGGCGCCACCGCUGCAGCAAAUCCUGGACCUGCACGACUUCCAGGGCGACGCGCUGCAGCCUGAGGACUUCUUGGAGGAAGACGAGUACCACGCCACCACCGAGACCGUCAUUAGCAUGGCCCAGGAGACGGACCCUGCGGUGCAGACAGAUGGCAGCCCUCUUUGCUGCCAUUUCCACUUCAGCCCCAAAGUGAUGUUCACAAAGGUACUGAAGGCCCAGUUGUGGGUGUACCUACGGCCUGUACCCCGCCCCGCCACUGUCUACCUGCAGAUCUUGCGACUGAAACCUUUAACUGGGGAAGGGACCACAGGGGGAGGGGGUGGAGGCCGGCGUCACAUCCGUAUCCGCUCACUCAAGAUCGAGCUGCACUCCCGCUCAGGCCACUGGCAGAGCAUCGACUUCAAGCAGGUGCUACACAGCUGGUUCCGCCAGCCGCAAAGCAACUGGGGCAUCGAGAUCAACGCCUUUGAUCCCAGUGGAACAGACCUGGCUGUCACCUCCCUGGGGCCAGGAGCUGAGGGGCUGCAUCCUUUCAUGGAGCUUCGAGUCCUAGAGAACACAAAACGGUCCCGGCGGAACCUGGGCCUGGACUGCGAUGAGCACUCAAGCGAGUCCCGCUGCUGCCGAUAUCCCCUCACAGUGGACUUUGAGGCUUUCGGCUGGGACUGGAUCAUUGCUCCUAAGCGCUACAAGGCCAACUACUGCUCCGGCCAGUGCGAGUACAUGUUCAUGCAAAAGUAUCCCCACACCCACUUGGUGCAACAGGCCAAUCCAAGAGGCUCUGCUGGGCCCUGCUGUACUCCCACCAAGAUGUCCCCAAUCAACAUGCUCUACUUCAAUGACAAGCAGCAGAUUAUCUACGGCAAGAUCCCUGGCAUGGUGGUGGAUCGCUGUGGCUGCUCCUAAGGUGGGGGACAGAGGAUGUUCCCUCACAGACCCUGCCCCUGGACCCCUAGCCCUGACCCCCAUUCCCCCAGGCCCUAGAGCUCCCUCCACCUCUUCCCAUGAACAUCACACCUUGUUCCCUGCCCAAGCAGUGUGCAAUACAACAGAGGGAGGCAGGUGGUGGUUGGGGGGUGAGGCAUUUGGGG
Trichechus manatus latirostris (Florida manatee) is the source of this 1264-nucleotide messenger RNA. RefSeq names its product growth differentiation factor 11 (gene GDF11). Lineage: Eukaryota; Metazoa; Chordata; Mammalia; Sirenia; Trichechidae. Gene Ontology annotation, molecular function: cytokine activity; growth factor activity. The record is from RefSeq and is a predicted model, not a curated record. Bases 288 to 1079 code for a protein of 263 amino acids. Gene Ontology annotation, cellular component: extracellular region. The transcript is spliced from 3 exons.